Molecule: messenger RNA, 2332 nt
Organism: Theobroma umbraticum
Lineage: Eukaryota; Viridiplantae; Streptophyta; Magnoliopsida; Malvales; Malvaceae
Source: RefSeq, a predicted model, not a curated record
CCUACUUCGACGCAGAAAAGGAAAGAAAAACAAAAAAGGCUCGACUGAGAAAAUGGCUGACAACGAAGAAGAGCCACCUCUUGCUAUUCAAAUUGACCAUGCUGUCCAAGAACCUUCUCAAUCCAAUCCAGAGCAACCUCAGGACGACAACGUUUCAGUUGGGGUGACUGUCAUCACAGGCUACCUCGGUGCCGGCAAAUCCACUCUUGUUAAUUAUAUAUUGAAUGCCCAACAUGGAAAAAGGAUUGCUGUGAUUUUGAAUGAGUUUGGUGAAGAGAUUGGAGUUGAAAGGGCUAUGAUAAAUGAAGGAGAAAGUGGUGCCCUUGUUGAAGAAUGGGUUGAACUGGCGAAUGGGUGUGUUUGUUGCACUGUAAAACAUAGUUUGGUUCAAGCCCUGGAACAACUUGUUCAAAUGAAGAAAAGACUUGAUCAUAUAUUGUUAGAGACGACAGGGUUAGCAAAUCCUGCUCCUCUGGCAUCAGUUCUUUGGUUGGAUGAUCAACUGGAAUCUUCAGUCAAGCUUGAUUCUAUAGUUACUGUUGUAGAUGCCAAAAACCUGCAUUUUCAGCUCAACAGGCGUCGUGACUCUUCUUCAUUUCCUGAAGCAUUUCUUCAAAUAGCAUUUGCGGAUGUUGUAAUUCUUAACAAGGUUGAUUUGGUUUCUCCAGAGGGUUCUGAAGGUGCUGUAGAGGAGCUGGAGAAUGAGAUACAUAGCAUAAACUCCCUUGCUAAUGUCAUUCAUUCUGUUCGGUGUCAAGUAGACUUGUCUCUGGUACUGAACCGGCAAGCAUAUGAUGCUAAGCACGCCACACAUUUAGAAGCACUCUUAGAAGAAAGCAAAUCUAUACCUUCCAGAGAUCUUCAUGAUAGUGGUGUGCGGACAUUAUGCAUUAAUCAGACAGAAGCUAUUGAUCUUCAUAAGGUCCGUUUAUGGAUUGAGGAGAUUCUUUGGGAUAAGAAGUAUGGAAUGGAUGUAUAUCGCUGCAAAGGGGUUUUACGUAUUCAAAACUCUGAUCAUCUACAUACUCUGCAGGCUGUAAGGGAGAUAUACGAGAUUGUUCCAGCUCGCCAAUGGAGAAAGGAGGAUAAGCAGAUGAACAGGAUAGUGUUUAUCGGUCAUAAUCUGGAUGAAAAUAUUCUCGCUGAUUCCUUUGGAGUUCACAACUUCGAGAUUUACUAUAACUUUAAUUGCAAAACCUUGAUACUUAAUCUCUGCAUUUAUGUGUUAGGAUCUUAACAAAUUUCUCCCAAGUCGACUCUCUCCUCCCUCCUUCCCUCACUGGCUGCUAUUGAAAUCUGAGCAAAGUUAAUUUUCGAGGAGCAGCAGCUAAGUGACUGGUGGUCCGAGUCUAAUUUUUCUGCUGAAAGAAAAAAAUGUAUCAAGGGUUAUAGGUACGAGUUAUGGUGUUUGGCCCGUGCUGCGGGAAUAAGGUACUGUGUGUUAUAUUGUGAUGCUGAAGAAGCACAGUGUAGGAAAUGGAAUGAAGAGCGUAGGGAGAAGGGAGAGGCUGCGUAUAAUGAUGCGAUAUUCGAAGAUUUAGUUAGAAGGUUUGAGAAACCAGAUAGAAGAAAUCGCUGGGAUUCGCCUUUGUAUGAGUUGUGGCCUCAUAAUGAUGGAGUAGAGAAAUCUUCCCAUGCCAUUGCGGACGCGGUUUCUUAUUUGACAAAAAAAGUGGACUCGAAAUCACGCGAUGUUAAGAUUUUGCAGCCGACCAUUGCUACACAAAACAUGCGGUUUUCCGAGGCAAAUUCUUUGUACGAGUUGGACAGAGCCACACAGGAGGUGAUUAAUGCUAUUGUGGAAGCACAAUCCCAGGCAACCGGGGGACCUCUUGGUGGUAUUUGUAUUGGCCAAGGUUUACCAAGCAUCGAUAUGUCCAGAUCAGUCGGGCUGCCAGAGCUACGUAGGCUACGACGUACAUUCAUCAAGUUAACAGGACAAACAAGUUUGAGUGGGCGACCUCCACCUUCCGAUGCGGACAGUGCAAAAAGGAUGUUUGUAGACUAUCUGAAUAGGGAAUUAGGAACUUCUGCUUGAAAGAGGGUAAGUACACUACUUUUAUACCUUGAUUAUUGUUGUUAAAGGUUUUACUAAUUUACAUUCUACUGUUAUUUUCUCUAAAAAACCAUUUUAGAUUGUCUCAGAAUUAUUUUAGACUUGGCAUUGAGAGUCAUGAAGAGAGUGAUUUACUUUUAGAGGAUCUGUUAAUGUGUUUGAUCUUUGAUGUCAACUGUAUCAAAAAAGAAUGAUUAGGUGUCUAAUUAGUGAGCACAUGCACUCUUGAACAUCCGUGUUAUUUGCAUCUAUAAUUGAAGAGUUGUUCUACUUUUA